UAUCAUCUGCAUCAUUGAAGCAAUUGAAAAUCACUAAAGUAACAAAAAAUAUCAUUAGAGAGUUCACUAAGAUGGCAGGAGGAAAGUGGAGCAUCUUGGUGGCCUUAUUUAUCUUACUUAUCUCUAUGGAAGCUGCCAUUGCUCAAGGCCAAGGAAAUGGUAAUGGCAACGGUAACAAUGGCAACGGUAAGGGAAAUGGUAAUGGUAAUGGUAACAAUGGCAAUGGUAAGGGAAAUGAUAAGGAAGAAGGCAAGGAGAAAGGAAAAGAAAAGGAGAAAGCUCCAAAAAAGAAGAAGGCUCCAAAAGAGGAAUCCUCAAACUAUCAACAGUUACAAACUUUGCCCUCAGGACAGGAGCGAGCAUUCUGCAAAGCAAACAAUACCUGUCAUUUCGCGACCCUUGUGUGUCCAGCAGAGUGCAAAACCAGGAAGCCAAAGAAGAACAAGAAGGAUAAAGGUUGUUUCAUUGACUGCAGCAGCAAAUGUGAAGCCACUUGCAAGUUUAGAAGAGCAAACUGUGAUGGUUACGGAUCAUUGUGCUACGAUCCUCGCUUUGUUGGUGGAGACGGUGUGAUGUUCUACUUCCACGGAGCCAAAGGAGGAAACUUUGCCAUAGUUUCAGACGACGAAUUCCAAAUCAAUGCACACUUCAUCGGUACUCGGCCUCAGGGAAGGACUCGCGACUACACAUGGGUGCAAGCACUUUCUCUCAUGUUCGACACACACACUCUUGUUAUUGCAGCCAAUAGAGUAACUCAAUGGAAUGACAAUGUUGACUCUCUUACAGUAAAAUGGGAUGGUGAAUCAGUAAUCAUUCCUACCGAUGACGACGCUGAAUGGAAGACUAAUGGUGAUGAAAGAGAAGUGGUUGUGGAGAGAACAGACGAUGCAAACAGUGUUAGAGUCACAGUUUCUGGUUUGCUUGAAAUGGACAUAAGGGUAAGGCCUAUUGGAGAAAAAGAAAACAAGGCUCACAAUUACCAAUUACCAUCAGAUGAUGCUUUUGCUCAUUUGGAGACACAAUUCAAGUUUAAAAAUCCUACAGAUUCUAUUGAAGGAGUUUUAGGUCAAACUUAUAGGCCAAGUUAUGUUAGUCCUGUCAAGAGAGGUGUUGCUAUGCCAAUGAUGGGAGGAGAAGACAAGUACCAAACUCCAUCUCUUUUUUCAACAACAUGCAAACUAUGCAGGUUUCAGAGGCCUUCCACUAGCCAAGGACUCAUUGCUCAAUAUUGAUAAUUCAUGAAUUAUGAAAAAUAAGAGAUUCUUUGUAUUAUGAAAAUAAGAGAUUCUUUGUGAUUGAAUUGGUGAUGUCUUUUAAUUUGGUUUCUUUGUGUUGUAAUGUUUCAGCUAAAAAUAUUACAUGAUUUUUUAGAUUAUUA
Messenger RNA from Medicago truncatula (barrel medic), 1378 nucleotides. RefSeq lists its product as uncharacterized. Lineage: Eukaryota; Viridiplantae; Streptophyta; Magnoliopsida; Fabales; Fabaceae. The record is from RefSeq and is a predicted model, not a curated record. The transcript has 2 exons. The coding region runs from base 72 to 1232 and encodes 386 amino acids.